This is a messenger RNA of Chanos chanos (milkfish), 939 nucleotides long. It is a transcript of the gene rab11bb, whose product is annotated as RAB11B, member RAS oncogene family, b. Gene Ontology annotation, molecular function: GTPase activity; GTP binding. Lineage: Eukaryota; Metazoa; Chordata; Actinopteri; Gonorynchiformes; Chanidae. The transcript has 5 exons. The record is from RefSeq and is a predicted model, not a curated record. The coding region runs from base 110 to 766 and encodes 218 amino acids.
CUUUACUAUUUAGUUUUGAUUUUUUUCUCCUUGUGUGGGUCACUCGGAACGACGUUCAUUGUUUUGUCUCAUUCGUUUUGGACUAUAGGUCGGAGUGGUCUUCUCUAAAAUGGGCAACAGAGACGAUGAAUACGAUUUCUUGUUCAAAGUCGUUCUCAUCGGAGACUCGGGUGUCGGAAAGAGUAACCUUCUUUCACGUUUCACACGCAAUGAGUUCAACCUGGAGAGCAAGAGCACAAUAGGUGUGGAAUUCGCCACCCGCAGCAUCCAGGUGGACGGAAAGACGAUAAAAGCACAGAUUUGGGACACAGCUGGACAGGAACGCUACAGGGCUAUCACCUCAGCCUACUAUCGUGGAGCGGUUGGAGCCCUUUUGGUGUAUGACAUCGCCAAACAUCUGACCUACGAGAAUGUGGAGCGCUGGCUUAAGGAACUGAGAGACCAUGCGGAUAACAACAUAGUCAUCAUGCUGGUGGGCAAUAAGAGUGACCUGCGUCAUCUCAGGGCAGUGCCCACUGAUGAAGCACGUGCUUUUGCAGAGAAGAAUAAUCUGUCUUUCAUAGAAACCUCUGCUUUGGACUCAACCAAUGUGGAGGAAGCUUUCAAGAACAUUCUAACAGAGAUCUACCGCAUUGUAUCACAGAAGCAGAUCGCCGAUCGGUCAGCCCACGAUGAGUCGCCAGGAAACAAUGUAGUGGAUAUCAGUGUUCCCCCCACCACGGACGGGCAGAGGGGCAACAAACUGCAGUGCUGCCAAAAUCUGUAACCAUUACAAACCGUCAACACCCCCCCCCCCCCCCUCCCCAAACCCUCGCCCCCACCAAGACACACAUACACCUCCCUCUACACAUCUCGCUAAGUGUUGUGCCGCAGGUGUCCUCUCAGUUUUAUUUGUGUAAUAUAUAUUUUUUCUUUUGAUAGCUUGUCAACUCACUUACA